Molecule: messenger RNA, 369 nt
Organism: Penaeus vannamei (Pacific white shrimp)
Lineage: Eukaryota; Metazoa; Arthropoda; Malacostraca; Decapoda; Penaeidae
Source: RefSeq, a predicted model, not a curated record
AUGGCUCUGACCACCAAUAAGGAGAGAUGUCACUUCCAGGUGGGUGACUUCGUGGACAGUUAUGGUGGACAGCCGAACUUCAGGACUCCCAACGCACCCAAGAAGAUCCACCAGUGCCCUGUAUGCUCGUACACCACACCCAAUCGUUCCCACUGGAUUGUUCACUGCCGAACACACACUGGUGAAAAGCCAUAUUCAUGCUCAUACUGUCCAUAUGAGACAGUUGCCAAGAGUGACUUGAAGAGACAUAUUAGAAUUCACACUGGAGAGAAACCAUUCUCUUGUCCUCACUGUCCAUAUCAGACUGCUGUCAGUGCAAGCCUCAAGAGGCACAUUCUUACCCACACAAGAGAUGACUUGGAACAGUGA